This is a messenger RNA of Dovyalis caffra, 498 nucleotides long. The record is from the annotation of a GenBank genome assembly. NCBI's taxonomy places the organism in Eukaryota, Viridiplantae, Streptophyta, Magnoliopsida, Malpighiales, Salicaceae.
AUGUUUCUUUCUAUCGCGACCCUUUUACUUUUUGUAAGCCAGUGUAAUAUUGUCCAAUCUGAUGCCAAUUUGAUCCAACAAAUAUGCAAGAGGACACCAAACUUCAAUAUCUGUGUCACUUCUCUUCAGUCAGACCCUAAAAGCUCAACAGCAGAUAUAAAUGGGCUAGCACUCAUAAUGGUGGGUGUACUGAAGGCUAAAUCUACCUCAACACUAAACCUCAUCAACCAGAAGCUUAAAGAGAGUCCAGCGUUAAAGCAACCUUUGACUUCUUGUGCUAGCAAAUAUAAUGCAAUUUUGACAGGUGAUAUCCCUCAAGCUACUGAAGCUUUGCAGAAGGGUAACCCUAAAUUUGCUGAAAGUGGUGCAAAUGAUGCUGCUCUUGAGGCUGAUUUAUGUGAAGGGGGUUUCAAAGGCAGCUCACCCAUAACCGCUUCGAAUAAAUUGGUCCAUGACAUUUCAGUUGUUACUGCUGCCAUUGUCAGGAAUUUGCUUUAG